Rana temporaria (common frog) is the source of this 1164-nucleotide messenger RNA. RefSeq names its product glycine-rich cell wall structural protein-like. The transcript has a single exon. The record is from RefSeq and is a predicted model, not a curated record. NCBI's taxonomy places the organism in Eukaryota, Metazoa, Chordata, Amphibia, Anura, Ranidae. Bases 1 to 1164 code for a protein of 387 amino acids.
AUGGCAGACCAUAGAGGAGGCCAUGCAGGUGGUGGGCAAGGAAUGAGACACAUGGCAGACCAUAGAGGAGGCCACAUAGGAGGCCAUGCAGGUGGUGGGCGAGGAAUGAGACACAUGGCAGACCACAGAGGAGGCCAUGCAGGUGGUGGGCAAGGAAUGAGACACAUGGCAGACCAUAGAGGAGGCCACAUAGGAGGCCAUGCAGGUGGUGGGCGAGGAAUGAGACACAUGGCAGACCAUAGAGGAGGCCACAUAGGAGGCCAUGCAGGUGGUGGGCGAGGAAUGAGACACAUGGCAGACCACAGAGGAGGCCAUGCAGGUGGUGGGCAAGGAAUGAGACACAUGGCAGACCAUAGAGGAGGCCACAUAGGAGGCCAUGCAGGUGGUGGGCGAGGAAUGAGACACAAGGCAGACCAUAGAGGAGGCCACAUAGGAGGCCAUGCAGGUGGUGGGCGAGGAAUGAGACACAUGGCAGACCAUAGAGGAGGCCACAUAGGAGGCCAUGCAGGUGGUGGGCGAGGAAUGAGACACAUGGCAGACCAUAGAGGAGGCCACAUAGGAGGCCAUGCAGGUGGUGGGCAAGGAAUGAGACACAUGGCAGACCAUAGAGGAGGCCAUGCAGGUGGUGGGCAAGGAAUGAGACACAUGGCAGACCAUAGAGGAGGCCACAUAGGAGGCCAUGCAGGUGGUGGGCAAGGAAUGAGACACAUGGCAGACCAUAGAGGAGGCCACAUAGGAGGCCAUGCAGGUGGUGGGCGAGGAAUGAGACACAUGGCAGACCAUAGAGGAGGCCACAUAGGAGGCCAUGCAGGUGGUGGGCGAGGAAUGAGACACAUGGCAGACCAUAGAGGAGGCCACAUAGGAGGCCAUGCAGGUGGUGGGCGAGGAAUGAGACACAUGGCAGACCAUAGAGGAGGCCACAUAGGAGGCCAUGCAGGUGGUGGGCGAGGAAAGAGACACAUGGCAGACCAUGGAGGAGGCCACAUAGGAGGCCAUGCAGGUGGUGGGCGAGGAAAGAGACACAUGGCAGACCAUGGAGGAGGCCACAUAGGAGGCCAUGCAGGUGGUGGGCGAGGAAUGAGACACAUGGCAGACCAUAGAGGAGGCCACAUAGGAGGCCAUGCAGGUGGUGGGCAAGGAAUGAGACACAUGGCAGACCAUUGA